CGACUAACGAGAAUGGCAAUUGGCAUUUCUGCGUGAAAUUUAAUUAGUUUUUGUGAACAAAUGCAUUUUUCUUGCAAUAGUAAUUAAUUCUCGGUUACCCUCGCAGUAUUUAUUCGCUUAUUUGUUUAAAAAUGAAAGUCGUUAUCGUGAUUAAUUAUGAGCAGCGUUAAGUCAUUUUGUAAAAUUGUUAAGUGAGUAGUGUUUAGGGUGGUUGCUCGGUGCUCCAGGUUUUGUUUCUUGUAAUAAUGGAUUGAGAAGCCGCUAGCGUUGUUGGAAUUCAAAAUAUUUGUGUAAGGACGGGAUGGAUGAGGGUCUACUUAAUGACCUGUUGGAGUGUUCAGUCUGUUUGGAGCGUCUGGACACAUCAUCGCGAGUCUUGCCAUGCCAACACACAUUCUGUCUCAAAUGUCUUAAGGUAAUAGUCGAAUCUCACAAAGAGCUACGAUGCCCCGAGUGUCGGGUACUGGUAGAGACAAAGGUGGAGGAACUGCCUCCAAACGUCCUCCUCAUGAGGAUCCUGGAGGGCAUGAAGAACUCCGCACCCAGGAAAGUUUCUGUACAGAGAGUUAGGACUACGCACACGCAGGGCCAGGUACAAACGCAGCCAUCGUCUCGAUCAGACAAGCAGGUGCCACCGCACGGGAGAGCUAUGUACGAUUAUAUUUCAAAGGAACCCGGUGACCUUUCAUUUAAAAAGGGAGAGACGAUUUUCCUGCAAAAGAAAUUGGACCCUUUCUGGUAUCACGGAGAGAGUUCCGGUCGCAGCGGAAUGUUCCCUAUCACCUAUUUGCAGGUGAUGGUGCCGUUGGCCGCGGCCCCCGCCUUGUGCAAAGCGCUGUACGACUUCCGGAUGUCCGCCCCAGACGAGGAGGGCUGUCUCGCUUUCGAUAAGGGGGCUAUAAUCACGGUCCACCGGCGAGUGGACGAGAACUGGGCCGAGGGUCGCCUCGAGCAACGAGUGGGCAUCUUCCCCAUCGCAUUCGUCGAACUCAACCAGGCCGCUUCGCACCUCAUGAACAGCAGUCCGAUAAAUCGCCCCGUCCCACCCGCGCCGGAGCACGUCAGAGCGGGACACUCGGAGCACAGGCUUCAGGCUCAGCACCCUCAUCGAUAUCAACAGAUGUCCGCUUCGACCCCCACCUCGGCGCAAGGCAACUACCAGAACGUGGCCGACGGGAGCCAGUCUCUGCCGCCGUCCCACGCCAACUCCCAAACGGCGAUCCGGCCGUCCCAGACGUCGGGCCCGAUGUCGGCCCGCCGCGCCGCGAGCCCGAGGAUCACGGAGCCCACUCGGGCCAAGUACCUCCUCGACAUCGUCCACUUCACAAGUGCGCACAAGGCUCUCGGGGUGCAGAGCGUGUCGCGCGUCGACGACAACUACGACAGGUUCGGGGCCAAGUUCGACAAUCACUCGAACGGGGCCGACGUCGCCUAUCAGAACGUCCGCACCGAACGCUUUCCCGUCGCGAGCUUCAAUUCCAACUUGAGCUCCGACUCGAGCUCCAGCGCGAACACACCGUCCUCGACUACCACGCCCAACACCAGCUCCGACACCAGCACGUGCGAGAGCGCCGAGCCCAGUCUGCCCGGCUCGCCCGACAACGACACGGAGAGGAACGCGACGGUCGCGGCGCCGGAGGACAUCCGGGAGCGGACUCGAGAGACCUCUCGAGACCGAACCCGAACGCGAGACCCGAACGCUCUGGCGGUUCCGAACUCGAGCGAGUGUUCGACGGCCACGAACACCUCGUUGAACGUAAGUUUACCGACCGAGUCCUCCCACGUCGAGGCUCGCGAGGCCGAGCCGACGAGUCUGCCCUGCUCGUCGAGGAUCACUCGAUCCGCUGGAUCGGAGGCGAGAUCCAGCGGACCGGACUCGCUUCUCAAUUUCGGCUUGGGGCUGCAGGCCGUCCUGUCGCCCUCUCACGGCAGAGACAACUACGCGGCGACGAGAGCCCCGAGGGACCACCAUCACAGAGAGAAACGGCACAGUUUGACGCCGACCACGCAUUUGCAGGGAGGCCACAACCAGAACAGACAUUCGGCCGAAAUCCUAGCGACGUCCCUGCUCGAUCACACACCAGAGCGAGACGUCCGGGGCGAGAGGGAGAGAGAGCGAGAGAGGAGACGACGGCGGUCUCGAAGCGACGAGCGCCCUCUGCCGGCCGCGUACGUCGCGCUGUAUCCGUACAGACCGCAAAAACCAGACGAGAUCGAGUUGAAGAAGGGAGGCGUGUACACGGUCCGCGAGCGCUGUCGCGACGGAUGGUACAAGGGCUGGUGCGAGCGGCUCCAGCGCGCGGGGGUCUUUCCCGGGAACUACGUGGCGCCCCUCACGCCCGUGGCCAACCGGAUCAAGCACGACAAGUCGGCGUCCGUUUCGAGCGGAAAGACGGCGCCCCCGGCCAGCGACGGCGGCAACUCGAGCGCUCCGUCGGCCGCCCCCGCCGCUCCGGCCCCGCCCGACGCCCCGCCCAGGGCCGACAGCCCUCCGGCCGCCGCCCCUCAGCCGUCGACGUAUCCCUGGAGUGCGCCGGCCCAGCCUCAGCAGAGCGCUCCCCGAGCCGAUAAAGCGAAGGAUAAAGCGAAGUCCGAGAAGUCGUCGAUCUCGAGCGGCGUGAGCCUGAUGAAGCGAUUGGCGGCCAUGAAGAAGUGCAAGUCUCCGCCGCCCGUGGGCUACAGCAUGGACAAUCCGGUGUUCGACGACUCGCCCAACGCGUCACUCGUGUUCGCCGCGCAGCACCCCGUGCACGUGCGGUCGGGCUCGUGCCCCUCGCAGUUGCUGCGAGCGUCGCCCGCGGGACCGACCUCGGCGGGGCAGAUUCCGGCCCCCGCGGGUCCGACAGUGGCCAAGCACAGGGAACGACCGCACGAUCAUCGCAUGCUCAGUCGCGGCAGCAACGAAGGCCUUCGGCAGAACCAGCAUCGCAAGUCGCAAAGUCUGGACGUGACGGCCGCCCGGAGGGACAGACAUCACUCGCAGCCGGUCAAAGAGAGGUUUCGCUGCGUGGUCCCGUACCCCCCGAAUUCCGAAUACGAGUUGGAGUUGAAAGUGGACGACAUAGUGACGGUCUGCAAGAAGAGGGGCGACGGCUGGUACAAGGGCACGCUGCAGAGGACCGGCAGGACCGGGCUCUUUCCCGCCUCUUUCGUUCAGAGCUGCCCGCCCGAGUGACCGACCGCCCGACCGUCGGACGGUAAGCUGUCCGGCGUGAAGCGGAUUUCGACGAGAGAUUUCGACUAUUCGUUUUGGUGAUCGUGACGACGAGUUUCUCACUGCCGCCGACUUCAUAGUUUUGGGACGCGGACGAUUUUGUGUAUGAUAUUAAAUGUGAAAUCAAAUUUGAACUUAGUUUGUAUAGAAUUUUGUGAAUUUAUUUAUAGUUUCGAUACGCUUAUUAUUUUACAACAACCGUUCCCGGAAGGGUGAACGCCGGCGAGAGUCGCGACUCGACUCGCGAUUGCGCCGCUGCCAUAUUAUACAUAAUCGGUUUCUUUUUUGACUUGAUUCGCUGCGUUUGCGACCCACUGACGGCUUCGCUUUUGUUAUAAUUUAAAUCAAAGAAAAUUUGGAACCAUUUUUAUAAAAUAGAUGAUAUCGUGUAUAAAGUUGGAGAUAUGGUAAUAUUUUACUGAGGUAUUUUUAUGCAACGGAUAUUCAAAGCAAUAAAGUAGAGAAUUAGUACAACGAUAUAUGAAAUGCCGUAAUCGGAUCAGACGUCGUAACGGGGAGGGGCGUUUCGACCUCGUCGUAGACAAGUCGCAGUGUUCGGACGCGUGUCCGUUACCGAUCCGAUUACCCGGGAUUCGUGUGGAGUCGAGUCUCCGACUAUUCCUAUCCGGGCGCUGAGCACGGGUUUACUCUUACACAUUUUAUUGAGUGUAAACUUAAAGUAAAUUCUUGAAAUCAUAAUCGGUUCUCCGCCGAAAUAAGCAAGAACACGUCGCUAGAUUUACGACUAUUUUAUUUCAUGAAUGGGGUUUUUGUUUAUAAAAAACUCAAAUAGAAUUUGAAUCCACCACCAGCUGUAAAAUUUGAGAGUUAACAUUUUUUUCUGACUCGGACGGAUCUUCUGUUACGUGAGACGUCGUCUUGUUUUACUUCUUGACUUACUUGGUGACCUAAGAACCCUGGAUGACGGGGUGUCCGGAGUGCGCCUUCGUCGCGUUCGGUCUCGAGCUUCGCAUUUUACCUCGUUUCCAAGUAUUUAAUUGGUUUGUGGACUCAGUUUCCGCACUUAGACUCUCAAUAGAUCCGUUGUGCGUAUAGUCCUGGCUAACUGAGCCAGCCUGACUCUUUCCAAAAGAGCAGAAGUCUUCUAGGCACUUCGCAGGCUUCACGAUCUCACUGUUCCGAGGAUUACUGCACGUUGUUUAGUCACAGUCACUCGCAUUUCAGGACUACGUGGGUAACUGAUUCCUCUGCGCGGAAAUAGCCUCUGCACACGGGCUUGGCUGUCUGUCUGCGCCUAGGAGAAAAAGAUGUUUAUUAAGGAGACAAUGGUCCGUAGUCCGCGCUUCGAGACCACUUGAUGUUUGAGUUCUGCAGAUCUUUGGCGAUUCCAAGAGCGGAUACGGGCCAGCAGGCAUCAUUCCGGAGCCUCUCCUCGCAAGAUCGUCGGCAGCAUCAUCGUUGCUGAGAAAUACCCUGUGUCCCUUUAUCCACUGUAUGGUUACUCUGUUUGCUAGGGUUAUUGCCUCCAGUGCAUUGUGACACUCCAGUAUCAGUUUGCUGUUUGUCUUUAUGCUGACUAAAGCCAUCAGCACAGACGCACUGUCGGAUACGAACUUAACACAAAAGUUAUUAAUUCCGCUUCGGUUAGAGCGACACAUUCACAUUGAAAAAUCGAGCUGUGUGUGCCUAGAAAUAGGUGUAUGUUGAUGUUAACAUCAAGAGAGAAUAUGCCAGCGCCGCAGCCACGCCCUGUUUUUGAGCCUCUUCUCUCAUUUGUACAUGGUAUUUCUUGUUGAUUAACGAUUCUAUCACAUGGCGCAGCUAUUAGAGGUUGGUACUCUAUCGCCCUGUUGAGAAUCGCUGGUGAUUUUUACCCCAUAGAUCCAGUACCAUAAGUCUGAUGGCAGCUAUUGCUGCCUCCUGCUGUAUGCUGUAUGUAUUCAUUGCUAUAGUUGUCGUUGCUUUCAUGCAACCGCUAACAGCGGACAAUAGGCGACAAACCCCAUUUAGCGCGUAGGAUCUUUUUGAAUUGAUAGAAGGCGAUCGUUGCUUUGCUUAGUUUAUGUUCGAGGUGUUUGUUCCAAAGCAGUGUGCUGUCCAAAAUGACACCUCAGUAAGAACCUCUUGUUUUACGUCGCCAGGUUUGCUUGGGACGACCACUUUCUCUGUGGGUUUCGAUUGAAGGCCUGUCAGGAAAUAUGAUUGGAAUUCCACUGACGACUUGAUCUGAUGAUUAAUCGGCGUUUCAACCACCUAUUGCCAUGCCGUGUGCAUCUCGAAGAGUGGUUAUUUUUUAUAUCCUAUUUGAAGAUGUUGAGCUAUCUGUUCGCUUAGAUUCUCUAGGUACAGGUGAUUUUGAUUUAGUUAUUGCUUCCAAGGCCACCCUAGAGUCUAUGUAGAAUCUCAUAUUUUUAGUCACAUAAUAUAGUUCUUGUCGCAUAUGCCAGUGCUAGAAGUUCCGCCUGCAAGUGCAGGACGAUGACAGCUGGAACGUACGGCUCUUGUACUCAAUUUGCAGUAGGAAACGGCGGCUACUAAACUACUUUGGCGGCUACUGGAGUCUAGAUUUUUUUUACUUCUUAGCUAUCUUUAUGUUUAAGUUACGCCUCCCAGUUUCAGACGUAGAAUAUCGCAGUCUGCUUCGUGGUAACCUCCAGCGCCUGUGUUUAAUACGGCCCCCAUUUGUGAACCCCAUCCUUAUUUGCCUGUAGGUGUACAACACCGACAUCCGUCAUGAUCGCAUCAUUAGCGAAAGUACUUUCGACAGGUUCCUAUGGCUACUUGCACACACCCUUAUCUUAUUUGUUACAGCUUUAAUUUUCCAAUUACUAGCGAUCGAUCAAAUCAUAGAAAAUAUAUCCUAUCCAACAGCCUACAGUUACUAGACUAUAAUAAAUUAACUUAAACAUACAACCAUGACAAAUAUUCGUGGUGGCCGCCACAGAGACAGAUAAUCGGCGGAAAAUCGGAUGCUCGACUCGAUGUGGAAUCCGGGUGCUGAAGCGGCUAACUUUUAUUUGAAGCUAAAAUUCUGUAUUCUUCUUUUUGACAAUCUCUACGAUGGAGUCGGGAUGCUUCGAAUGAUCCAUUUUAAAUUGAACUAGUUUAGAUAUUAACAUUCAGUUCAUUAACACAUAGUAAUUAAUUUUAGAGGAAAUUCAGCAAUUAUACUAGAUUACAAUAUUAACAGCGUUCUAUACAGAUCGUAGGUUAGUCUUCGGAGGGUUUCGAGGGCAGAUACUUUCAUUGGUUAUUCCGCUGACUUUGCUCCGUCUAGGUGCAAUUUUUUUCUUAGAGAUGCUUUCUUUGCCUGCCACCGAAAUUCUCAUCGUAGUUAUAGCUGUAGGAAAUUUUAUUGUUUCUACAAAUUAUUCAAUAAUUUUAAGGACUUUGUAUGUGAGAGUGCAUGACUUUUGUACGAAUAGAUCUUAUCCGACGUUUUGUGGAACUUUACUCACGACAUUUUAAUGAAUUUGGAAAAUUAUUUUUUAGUUGGUGUGAAUUAUUUUUAUUAAUUUGACUAAAAAUCAACUGAAUUUCGGCCACGUAGAGUGAGUGUUUAAACAUUUUGUAUUGUCGGAAACCAUGCACUCAUUUUGUGUAAAAUGCUCAAUAUUGUUUUCUGUUUAACUCUUUUUACUUCGAAAAAUACGAAAGAUAAAGAUAACAGGAGUGUUUUUCGAAGUUAGCUUCAUUCGUUUGAACACGAAGCGUCGACAAGUCUGCGAAGGAGCCGUCGUUUCGUGUCAAGUCGCGUGUGAGCCUUUAGCGGUAAGUGUAUAUUCUACGUAAGGGUCGUUUCCCGUAUUUAUUAUAUUUUUACUCAUUUCUACGUCCUUAUACUCAUGGUAACUAUGAAGAACUGAUUUUUUGUAAGUGUAUUUAAUUUGAAACUUUGUAGAUUUAGAUUGGAACCCUUUUAUUUCCAAACAACGAAUUUGUUUCUCGACUUCGAUACGAGUAGGUUUUGAUACCAGCGUUUAGGUAAAUUGUUACAAUUAUUAGUGAAAUUUUAAAAAUGUUUGGCUGAAGUUUACUUGUGAAAAUUGAUUUUAGCGUAUAUGUUGUAGUUGGAAAUUUAGGAUAAGGAUAUUUCAUUUGAUGUAACGAGACAAAAGAACCAUAUCGAUGGCAGUUAGGCGAUUUGCGAGAGAAAUAAAUAAUUUCUUCUGAA
Molecule: messenger RNA, 7349 nt
Organism: Pieris brassicae (large cabbage white)
Lineage: Eukaryota; Metazoa; Arthropoda; Insecta; Lepidoptera; Pieridae
Gene: POSH
Product: E3 ubiquitin-protein ligase SH3RF3
Exons: 17
Coding region: 302-3175 (957 amino acids)
Molecular function (GO): metal ion binding; protein binding
Source: RefSeq, a predicted model, not a curated record